Messenger RNA from Nannizzia gypsea CBS 118893, 525 nucleotides. RefSeq names its product phosphatidylglycerol/phosphatidylinositol transfer protein. Lineage: Eukaryota; Fungi; Ascomycota; Eurotiomycetes; Onygenales; Arthrodermataceae. The coding region runs from base 1 to 525 and encodes 174 amino acids. The transcript is spliced from 3 exons. Gene Ontology annotation, biological process: intracellular sterol transport. The record is from RefSeq and is a predicted model, not a curated record. Gene Ontology annotation, molecular function: sterol binding.
AUGCGUUUCUCUUCCCCUGCUCUCGUCGCCGUCCUCCUCUCUCCUCUUGCUCUAGCCGCUCCGCCUUCUCUUUUCCGCGAUACCUCACAAGUAUUCCUACAUACCGAUCAAGACCUCAAAGUUCCUGGUGUCAACCCUCUAGAGUUCUGUGAUGACCCAGCAAAUAACCUUCUUACGAUUGAGAGGGUAGAUCUCUCUCCGAACCCACCAGUCCCUGGCCAACCCCUCGUCAUCAAAGCGUCCGGCAUCUUCUCCGAGAGGAUUGAAAAGGGAGCUACUGUUCACUUGCAGGUCACAUAUGGCUUCCUUCAGUUAAUAAAUAUGGAUAUGGAUCUAUGUGAUCAAACCGAUAAGGUCGGACUGAACUGCCCGAUCGAGAAGGGAAAGACGGUACUUAAGAAGACCGUGGAUAUUCCCCAGCAGGUUCCUCCAGGCAAAUACAUUGUCCGAGCAGACGUUUUGACUGCCGACAAAAAACCAGUUACCUGUCUUACAGCUUCCGUCGUCUUCGAGAUCAAAGUGUAA